This is a messenger RNA of Ectocarpus siliculosus, 456 nucleotides long. The record is from the annotation of a GenBank genome assembly. Lineage: Eukaryota; Phaeophyceae; Ectocarpales; Ectocarpaceae.
AUGCGGGCGACGCAUUGGGCCGUGGCAUCGGGAAAGUCGGACACCCUCCUCGCACUUCUGAAAGCAGGCGCAGUCUACGAUGCAGUCAAUGCGCAAGGCGAAACGUGCCUCAUGAAUGCGUAUGUAACGGACGCUUCGCCGCCGACCUGCGUUGCGAUGGCGCAGGCGUUGCUCGAUGCCGUUGCGGACCCUCUGAUAGAGGACCGCCAAGGCCAGCUUGCGCUGCAUCAUGCAGCGGACCAAGGCAACCCGAACAUGAUCGACCUGCUGCUUCAAGCGAAAGGAUCCUCACUCUCAAAGAAGAUGCUGUCGCACUCGAGCAUGUGGGACAUACACCGCUUCAGAGCGCCUUGGAGAACAACCAAGUAUAAGCCGUGGCCCACCUGCUGUUGUUGGGCGCGCGCGCCACAGUUGAUCGUGAAGGACGCGGAAAUUUGCUUCGGCGGGCGGUUGUGA